Molecule: messenger RNA, 2121 nt
Organism: Rhineura floridana
Lineage: Eukaryota; Metazoa; Chordata; Lepidosauria; Squamata; Rhineuridae
Gene: FSD1
Product: fibronectin type III and SPRY domain containing 1
Exons: 13
Coding region: 126-1616 (496 amino acids)
Molecular function (GO): protein binding
Source: RefSeq, a predicted model, not a curated record
CUCUUCCAAGGGGAGGGAGCACCUGCCUGCCCGCAUCCUUGCAUCCUUCUUGGUCCAUGACAGAGGAAGAGGAGGCGGCUGGCUGAACUUCCAUCUCCAUCACCUGCACCUGGCCUGUCCUGAAGAUGGGGGACCAUAAGGAUGCCCUCAGGAAGAUCAUCACCACCCUUGCUGUCAAGAACGAAGAAAUCCAGAAUUUCAUCGAUGUCCUUAAACAGAUGCUGCAGAAUGUGGAGGCCAAUUCGGAUCGGGUCCAGCAAGACCUUGAAGCCGAGUUCCAGUCGCUCUACGCCCUCCUGGAUGAGCUGAAAGAAGGGAUGCUCAUGAAGAUAAAACAGGAUCGAGCCAGCCGGACCUAUGAGCUGCAGAACCAGCUGUCUGCUUGCACCAAAGCCUUGGAGAGCUCAGAGGAGCUUUUGGAGACGGCCAACCAGACUCUCCAGGGGGCUGAGAACCAUGAUUUCAACCAGGCUGCUAAACAGAUCAAAGACAGUGUGACCAUGGCACCUGCAUUUCGGCUGUCCUUCAAGGCAAAAGUCAGUGACAACAUGAGCCACCUGAUGGUCGAUUUUGCCCAAGAGCGUCAGAUAUUGCAGUCUCUGAAGUUCCUACCAGUCCCCAGUGCCCCUGAGAUAGACAUAGCCGAAUCCUUGGUGGCUGACAACUGCGUGACUCUCGUUUGGAGGAUGCCGGAUGAGGACAGCAAGAUCGACCAUUAUGUGCUGGAGUAUCGCAAGACCAACUUUGAAGGGCCGCCCCGGGUCAAAGAAGACCAGCCAUGGAUGGUCAUCGAAGGCAUUAAGCAGACGGAGUAUACCCUCUCUGGGCUCAAAUUCGACAUGAAGUACAUAAACUUCCGUGCGAAAGCCUGCAACAAAGCAGUGGCAGGAGAGUUCUCUGAGCCGGUCACCUUGGAAACGCCAGCAUUCAUGUUCCACCUGGAUGCCAACACCAGCCACCAGAAUCUCAAGGUGGAGGACCUCAGCGUGGAAUGGGACGCCAUGGGUGGGAAGGUGCAGGACAUUAAAGCUCGAGAAAAAGACGGGAAGGGCCGUACCGCUUCUCCGGUUAACUCUCCGGCCAGGUGCGUACAAUCUCCCAAAAGGAUGCCAACGGCCCGCGGCGGGAGAGACCGCUUCACCGCCGAAUCCUAUACAGUGUUGGGGGACACGCUGAUUGACAGUGGAGACCACUACUGGGAGGUGAGGUACGACCGCGACAGCAAAGCCUUUGCAGUUGGGGUGGCUUACCGGACGCUGGGGAAGUUUGACCAGCUAGGCAAGACGCCCUCGUCUUGGUGCAUCCACCUCAACAACUGGCUUCAGGUCAGCUUCACCGCCAAACACAACAACAAAUCCAAGAUCUUAGAUGUGUCAGUCCCUGACGUCGUCGGCAUAUACUGCAAUUUUCACGAAGGUUUCCUCUCGUUCUACAAUGCCAAGACCAAGCAGUUGCUCCACACGUUUCGGGCCAGAUUCGCCCAGCCUGUCCUUCCAGCCUUCAUGGUCUGGUGCGGGAGCUUCCAUGUCUACUCCGGUUUGCAAGUCCCCAGCGCCGUCAAAUGCCUUCAGAAGCGGAACAGCGCUACUAGCAGUUCCAACGCCAGCCUGUCUUAGCACUGUGGUGCCAUCCUCGUUUUGCAGGAUUGGGGGACACACACGCCCCCCCAUCGCCACAAGAGAGGGCCCGGCGACUCCCUGGAAAGCCAACUGUAACAAGGAAGCAGUGUUGGGGGCUGGUUUUGUUUUUCAAUAUUAUUUGCAACUCCCCCUCUCCAAGGCUGUGCCAAAUCUGGGAGGGCUUUUGCUUGAAACUCACACGCCGUGAAUGUAUCAGAUUAUUUUACCUGCCUACGAUCGUAUAAAACAUCUCCUGCUAUUGUCGGUCACACGGGGGGGGGGUGUUCCUCACCCCUCCCAUAAUACACCAAAUCUUCACUUUUUGCCUUUGACAAGAUGUGGGGCAGCGGAUCUCGUGCGGUCUGAGAGGGGCGGGAGGGCUUUGAAGGAGAGGGUGCCCUACAAGUAAGGCUGCGUGUCGACACCCCACGCCACUUUAAGAAGAAGAGAAAUUCUGCGGCAACUUGAUCCAAAUUCUGUGGUUAUGCAAAAAUGAAGGAAA